AUGCACUCGCGUAGUGCAACAGGAUGGUCGGAAUGGGAAGAAGAUAACCUUCUUCCCUGGCUAGAAGAGAAUAACGGACUGCCGUGGACCGACCGUGCCCAAGCUUAUUCGAAGCAAUUCGGGGUCAGCCGAUCUGUUGAAUCCUUACGAGGGAAGGAAUAUCAUAUCCUACGAAAACGUCGGCUUGGUCGUGCGAGGCGGACACGGCGGACGACGACCUCAAAGACUUGCAGGAAAAACCGACUUCUGAAAAUCACCGACGACAACACACGAGGCAGUCUCUCAAGCAAUGAUUCUAUCGAUCGCGGCAUGGUUGGACGAUGGCUCCAGGGUAUUCCAGAGGUUGCACAAAACUCCGCAAAGUCUCAAGCGCUGCCGUCGGCAAAAUUAUCAACAUGUGGUAUGAGAAGGCUAUUGCUUUUGGUUCGAUCAAACGCUUACCUGCUUUUGCAGCUUAUGAAUUAUACUCACCGGACUACAUCCAACAAGGGAGUCGAUCAAGUUCCAAGCUUUGGAACUAUGUACACUGGGUCUGUGAGAAAAGGCAGCAUAGAUGACGCGGUCGGCAUGUUGGUCAGCGACUGA
Messenger RNA from Penicillium subrubescens, 585 nucleotides. RefSeq lists its product as uncharacterized. NCBI's taxonomy places the organism in Eukaryota, Fungi, Ascomycota, Eurotiomycetes, Eurotiales, Aspergillaceae. The record is from RefSeq and is a predicted model, not a curated record. Bases 1 to 585 code for a protein of 194 amino acids. The transcript has a single exon.